CCGCCUGGUCUAUAUUAUUAUUAUUAUUAUUAUUAUUAUUCUAUUUUAUUGGGCCCGUGUCUUUGAACUGCAUGGGGGGUUAUAGCUCAAUGAGCCCGGUCACUUCUCCUAUAUAGAACACUCUUUUUGGUGCUUUGAUUGUGUAGUCUACAGAUAUUUCCUUGUUGGGCCCCUCGUGUCUCCUUAUGUUCCUUCUGAGUCUCUGUAGUUGCUUGUAUGUCACCAGUGAUUAUAUCUGCUUGUUUUUGUCUGCCUCAGUCCUUCUGAGUCUCUUAGUGGCUCCUUAGUUUGUUUCUGUGUGGUCAUUUUGAGUCUCUUGCUUGGUAUGUUCCUCUUUUGAGGGACAUUUUGUGAAGAGCGGGGAGGCUCCGGACCCUUUGGGCCUGUUGGCCUUUUGCCCAACAGGCCCGUCCAGUAAUCCAUCCAUGGUGAACCGCACCACCUCUCUAAAUACUUAAACGCCUAACUAGUUUUCAGUGUCUGGUUGCAGUCAGGAGAGGAAGCCAACAAUGGCCCGGCUAGCGUCUUCUCUGGGACUGAUGUGCCAGGUCAAUGCUUUUGCCGGCCUGGUUCUCUGCUACCUGCUCUUCCUGCUGCUGGGGGGUCUGGUGUUCACGAGCGUGGAGAAGCCAGUCGAGAAGGAGCUGAGGGCCGAGGUGGCGGCGCUGCGCCGCUCCUUCCUGCGGGAGAACCCGUGUGUCCAGGAGAGCGAGCUACGGGAGCUGCUGGGAAAAGCUUUCUCUGCUCACCGGAGCAACGUGGCGGUUCUGAAGGCCGACGUCGACGAGAGGCGCUAUGACUUCACGUCAUCGCUCUACUUUGUCAUCGUCACUCUGACCACCAUGGGUUCUGACUCUUACACCCCCAAAUCGGAUGAGGCCAAGCUCUUCUGUAUCUUCUACUGCACCCUGGGGAUCCCCCUCACCCUGUUGCUCCUCACCCUCCUCUCCAAGCUCCUCCUCCCCGUGGUCACCCAUGCUCCCGUCCACCACCUGCACACUUACUGGGGUCUGCCCUACUGCCGGGCCGCCCUCGUCCACGCCGGCCUCCUCUCCGUGCUCGUCCUCUCCCUCCUUUUCCUCCCCCCCUCCCUCCUGGUCUGCGCAAUGGAGCCCAGCUGGAGCUUCCUGGAUGCUCUUUUCUUCUGCUUUGUGGUUCUAAGCACCGUCGGCCAGGGAGGGAACUCUCUGGGGAGGAACUGGAGCCCUUCAGCCAAGGAGACACUGCACCUCCUCACCACAUGUUACCUGUUGGUGGGCCUGGUGGUGAUCAUUACCUUCAAGGAAACAGUGCUGCAGGUUCCCCGGGUCUCUGCGGUGAUGAGGCUCUUCUCUGGGCCGCAGUAUGCGGAGCUGGAGGGCGUCCACCUCAGUGAACUGACACUUACUGAGGAAAGCUGUGAGGAGGAGCCUCAGUACUCGCAGUCCAUCUGCACCGUCUCCUCCACUCAGCUGACGGGCCCCGCUGUCACGCAUGUAGCCCCCUGACCUUCAAAGCUGGACCCCAGACCCUCCAACGCCAGACAGCUUCUGACUUGUAACCGCUGUGUAGAUCCGAAAUGUUUUGUCUUUGUUACACUGCCUCCUGGUGUACUGGAAGAUGCACUCAUUGAUUGUUUUUGGCCACACGGAGGCAGUAGAACCAGGUAAAAACAACAUUUAGAUGGGUCCUUUUACAGUAGGUGAACAACCACCACUUCUACAUGGCUUGUUGAACCGCAUGUUUUCUGAUGAUAAAACAAGAAAACUGACUGGUUUCUUUUAUUUUACAGUUAGUGGAAUUCCAAACCCCCAGAUGUGUGAGCACAAGCAUUGCAACCGGAUUUCUCAU
This is a messenger RNA of Gasterosteus aculeatus aculeatus (three-spined stickleback), 1830 nucleotides long. RefSeq names its product potassium channel, subfamily K, member 7 (gene kcnk7). Gene Ontology annotation, cellular component: plasma membrane. Lineage: Eukaryota; Metazoa; Chordata; Actinopteri; Perciformes; Gasterosteidae. The record is from RefSeq and is a predicted model, not a curated record. Gene Ontology annotation, biological process: stabilization of membrane potential; potassium ion transmembrane transport. Gene Ontology annotation, molecular function: potassium ion leak channel activity; outward rectifier potassium channel activity.